This is a messenger RNA of Dufourea novaeangliae, 2809 nucleotides long. It is a transcript of the gene Keap1, whose product is annotated as kelch-like ECH-associated protein 1. The record is from RefSeq and is a predicted model, not a curated record. Gene Ontology annotation, molecular function: protein binding. The coding region runs from base 894 to 2762 and encodes 622 amino acids. The transcript is spliced from 7 exons. Lineage: Eukaryota; Metazoa; Arthropoda; Insecta; Hymenoptera; Halictidae.
GAACGAUCUACGAAUCGAACCGUGGCGAUGUUGAAAAAAGUCACCGGAACCAGUGGUUCAAAGGUGCAAAGAAAAUGAGCAGCCUGAAAAGUACAGAGUCAACGCGCGACGCGAUAGCUACGAGGUUCAUCGAGCAGAGCGAGCGAACCAAAAGAAUUUGCAAGUCAUUCGCGUCAUCUACGAUCACGAGUGCUGUUUCACGGUCGAACUUUCGUUUGUGUUCGGGUUUCUCGCGUCUCUGCAAUACACCUUACCCGUUGUUAAAGAAUCAACCGCAGCCUACCAUCAUCGACAGUUAGUUUACGUUAAUUAUCGUUUCCCCCGUCACGUCCGCGACGUUUUACCCGUCUUCUUGGUGUUCGAUUCAUUUGUCUAAGAGCCUAUAUAUCAACUAUGGGUGGACGCUGAUCAAGAAUAGGGAAACAGUCGUUGUCGACUUCGUUCAAUGUGUUAACGUGCCCAGCGAGAGACGCCGUGCAUGACAAUUUUCAAGAAAAUAAGGGAAACAAGUUCUCACGCAGGCUGCAACGACCGAAAACAAGUAUACAAAGUACACUAACGCUGGUCCUCGGGCGAGGGAUAGAAACUGUCAGUGUCCCAUAAUCUCGUUGAGAGUGACACGUGCGUAUGGUAAUUCCGUGGUGGUUUGACGCGUACACACACUCUUCGAAGCACCGUGGCGAACCUAACGUGUGUAUACGUCUGAUACCGCGCGUCAUAGUGAAAUAUCAGUGAAUGAAUCGUCGAAUUAUGAUCCUUCGGUCGCACCUCUAUCCCCCCUCCUAAUUCGAUUCACUUGGGGAAACUUGACACGGGCGACAAAAGCUCCUUUGGUGAUUUUUCAUUUUCGUGGACUGUCAGGGAGCUUUCUCUCGGUCGUUAAGUUUAUUUUAAUGGAUGAAGACGCUUGUCACGCGAGAAAAGAAGCUCGGAGUAGCUUCCGGAAUCCGAAUCUCGGAUCCAAUUCGUCCUUUAUGUCACCCGGCGACGACAAGGAUUUGGAGGGGACGGAGAAGCAUGGAGACCUCGGGGACAUGACAUUCUACAUGACCAAUUACAUUAAGGAUGCUAUGAAGAUGAUGUUUAUAAUGCGGAGCCAUCAUAUGCUCACCGACGUCGUCUUGGAAGUGGGCUCGGAACUGUUUUAUGCUCAUAAAGUCAUUCUAGCCGCUGCGAGUCCGUAUUUCAAGGCAAUGUUUACAGGGGGCUUAAAGGAAUCGGAAAUGAACAGGGUGAAGCUUCAAGGUGUCUGUCCGACUACCAUGGCACGUCUGAUGUAUUUUAUGUAUACUGGCCAAGUAAGGGUCACUGAGAUUACAGUGUGUUCGCUUUUGUCAGCAGCCACUAUGUUCCAGGUUAGUAAUGUCAUAGAUGCCUGUUGCGUUUUUCUGGAAAGACAGUUAGAUCCCACGAAUGCAAUCGGAAUCGCAAAUUUUGCCGAACAGCACGGCUGUCAUAGUUUGCAUCAGAAAGCGAAUCAGUUUAUUAUUCAACAUUUUAGUCAAAUAUGUCAAGAGGAAGAGUUCCUCCAACUGUCGGCGAUACAGUUGAUAGCCCUAGUGAGAAAGGACGAGCUUAACGUGCAAGAGGAGAGGGAAGUGUACAACGCUGUCCUGAAGUGGGUGAAGUAUAACGAGGAGGCAAGAGGGCCCAAGAUGGAGCACAUACUACACGCGGUUAGGUGUCAGUAUCUGACGCCGAAUUUUCUACGGGAACAAAUGAAGAACUGUGAUGUACUGAAGAAAGUACCCGCCUGUCGGGAAUACCUUGCGCAAAUUUUCAAGGACUUGACCCUGCACAAGAAGCCGAUAGUUAAAGAGAGAACGCCUAAUACUCGAAGAGUGAUAUACAUUGCUGGUGGUUUCUUGAAGCAUUCGUUGGACGUUUUGGAAGGAUACAACGCGGACGAGAAGACUUGGACUCAACACGCGAAGCUAGUGGUUCCCAGAUCCGGUUUGGGUGGAGCAUUCUUGAAGGGAAUGUUUUAUGCUGUUGGUGGCAGGAACAAUUCACCCGAGAGUAGAUACGAUAGCGAUUGGGUCGACAAAUACAAUCCAGUCACAGAUCAGUGGAGAGCCUGUAGUCCAAUGUCGGUGCCGAGGAAUCGUGUAGGUGUAGCUGUGAUGGAUGGAUUGUUGUACGCUGUCGGAGGCAGCGCUGGCGCAGAAUACCACAACAGCGUCGAAUGUUACGAUCCCGACAUGGAUACCUGGACUAACGUGAAGCCAAUGCAUAUAAAAAGAUUGGGAGUUGGAGUGGCUGUGGUGAAUAGAUUACUAUACGCAAUUGGUGGCUUCGAUGGGACGAAUCGACUCAAUUCUGUGGAAUGUUAUCACCCGGAAAAUGACGAAUGGACAAUGGUUUCACCGAUGAAACGGAGUCGUUCAGGUGUCGGGGUAGCCAGUCUUGGUCAAUACAUAUAUGUUGUUGGAGGUUAUGAUGGUACUAGGCAAUUGAAUUCUGUUGAGCGAUACGAUACGGAGAAAGAUAUCUGGGAACUUGUUAGUAGUGUCACUAUUGCCCGGAGUGCACUCAGUGUUACGGUAUUGGACGGAAAAUUAUACGCGAUGGGAGGAUACGAUGGAGAACAUUUUCUAAGUAUCGUCGAAAUCUAUGAUCCUGCGAAAGAUGUAUGGGAACAAGGAGUGUCUAUGACCUCUGGAAGAUCGGGUCACGCGAGUGCAGUAUCUUACUAUCAAUGUCCUAUACACUGCGACCACUUAGAUCACACUAUAUCGUUAGAGAAACCAUCGCCGUCGUGAUGCAUAUAACUCCUGUGCAUCUGUUGACUUUAAAGAAAUUGUUAACC